Sebastes umbrosus (honeycomb rockfish) is the source of this 4394-nucleotide messenger RNA. RefSeq lists its product as uncharacterized. The transcript has 14 exons. Lineage: Eukaryota; Metazoa; Chordata; Actinopteri; Perciformes; Sebastidae. Gene Ontology annotation, cellular component: membrane. The record is from RefSeq and is a predicted model, not a curated record. The coding region runs from base 291 to 4394 and encodes 1367 amino acids.
GACGGUAAAGAUCAGAGUCAGCGCGCUACACAUAUUGCCCAUCAUGUUCUCUUGUAAAAUUUCCAGUGUAAUCGGUAACACCAGUGUUGUCAUAAGUUUAUCAACCAGUGGGAAAAUGUCCUCACCGUCACAUCACUAGUAUGAAACAUACAUGUCUGCUGCUUCAGGAGUCCCCUCGGCCAACCAGCAACCAGCCUGAGAGGACUCCUUCUUCAGCUUGACAGCUUUCUAAUGAUGAACUGAUGUUGGAACUGUUCUGAGUCCAGUUUGAAUCACUGAAUUGUUGUUUCAUGACAUCUUUUUAUUUUGUCUGGUGUCUUUUAUCUCUCUCUAUUUUAUCUUCUAUCAUCUCUCCAGACUCUGUCAGGCUGGUGAAUGGGACUAGUCUGUGCUCAGGCAGACUGGAGGUGAAGUCUAACAAGUCUAUCCCGUGGUGGUCCUCAGUGUGUGAAGCUGACUUUGACCAGCAGGAUGCAGAGGUGGUCUGUAGGGAGCUUGGCUGUGGGGCUCCUUCAGUCCUCCAGGGGGCGCUCUAUGGAGAAGUGGAGGAUCCAAUGUGGACCAAAGAGUUCCAAUGUGGAGGAACUGAGUCUGCUCUCCUCGACUGUAGAAGCUCAGGCUUAGAUAGAAAUACUUGCUCACCUGGUAAAGCUGUUGGACUCACCUGCUCAGAGCCUGUCAGGUUGGUAGGAGGAGACAGUCGCUGUGCAGGAACACUGGAAGUGAAUCAUGGAGACUGGAGACCAGUGGAUUACUCUUUCUGGACCCUGAGGGACGCAGCUAUUGCCUGCAGACAGUUGGACUGUGGCUCUGCUGUUUCUGUAGAAAUGAGAGAGGAGUCCUCAUACAGAUCUGUGUGGAGGAUCAGCUCUGACUGUGUUCAGUCUGGAUCUGCUCUGAGGGAGUGUGCAAUAUCAGAUACCUGGCCCUACAUCCUGGAUAUCACCUGCUCAGACUCUGUCAGGCUGGUGAAUGGGACUAGUCUGUGCUCAGGCAGACUGGAGGUGAAGUCUAACCACUCUAACCAGUGGUGGUCCUCAGUGUGUGAAGCUGACUUUGACCAGCAAGAUGCAGAGGUGGUCUGUAGGGAGCUUGGCUGUGGGGCUCCUUCAGUCCUACAGGGGUCACUUUAUGGAGAAGUGGAGGAUACAAUGUGGACCAAAGAGUUCCAGUGUGGAGGAAAUGAGUCUGUUCUCCUGGACUGUAGAAGCUCAGGCUCAGAUAGGAACACCUGCUCACCUGGCAAAGCUGUUGGACUCACCUGCUCAGAGUCCGUCAGGUUGGUGGGAAGAGGCAGUCGCUGUGCAGGAACACUGGAGGUGAAACAUGGAGACUGGAGACCAGUGAGAUACGAUGACUGGACCCUGAGGGAAGCAGAUGUUGCCUGCAGAGAGUUGGACUGUGGCUCUGCUGUUUCUGUAGAAGAGAGAGAUGAGUCCUCAGAUAGAUCUGUGUGGUGGAUCAGGUCUGACUGUAUUCAGUCUGGAUCUUCUCUGAGGGACUGUGCACUAUCAUAUUCCUUUUCCUCCAUCCUGAAUCUCACCUGCUCAGACCUGCUGCUUCAGCCCAACAUCGCUGCGUCCUCCUCCGUGGACGGGGUCUCCGAGGCCCAGCAGCAGGGGUUUCAGGUGCUCAGGGGCUUCACCUUCACCAUCAGCUGCUCCACCCAGCAACAGUACCCAGGAGGCUCCUUCCAGCUCACCUUCACCUCCUCCACCGCAGCACACACCUACACCCAGCCAGCUGUCAAUCACUCCUCCCACUUCCUCUUUCCUGCUGCAGAGCCCGCCCACCAAGGAAGCUACAGCUGUGUUUAUCACGUCUAUGUUUUUUCUCAUGACUUCUUCUCUGAGAGCCGUCUGCUCUCUCUCACUGUCACAGACCUGCUGCUUCAGCCCAACAUCUCUGCGUCCUCCUCCGUGGACGGGGUCUCCGAGGCCCAGCAGCAGGGGUUUCAGGUGCUGAGGGACUUCACCUUCACCAUCAGCUGCUCCACCAAGCCACAGUUCCCAGGAGGCUCCUUCCAGCUCACCUUCACCUCCUCCACCUCAGCACUCAACUACAUCCAGCCAGCUGUCAAUCACUCCGCCCACUUCCUGUUUCCUGCUGCAGAGCCCGCCCACCAAGGAAGCUACAGCUGUGUUUAUCAUGUCUAUGCUUUUUCUCACGACUUCUUCUCUGAGAGCCGUCUGAUCUCUCUCACUGUCACAGACCUGCUGCUUCAGCCCAACAUCUCUGCGUCCUCCUACGUGGACGGGGUCUCCGAGGCCCAGCAGCAGGGGUUUCAGGUGCUCAGGGGCUCCACCUUCACCAUCAGCUGCUCCACCCAGCCACAGUACUCAGGAGGCUCCUUCCAGCUCACCUUCACCUCCUCCACCUCAGCACUCAACUACACCAAGCCAGCUUUCUAUCACUCCGCCCACUUCCUGUUUCCUGCUGCAGAGCCCGCCCACCAAGGAAGCUACAGCUGUGUUUAUCACGUCUAUGUUUUUUCUCAUGACUUCUUCUCUGAGAGCCGUCUGCUCUCUCUCACUGUCGCAGACAUGCUGCUUCAGCCCAACAUCUCUGCGUCCUCCUCUGUGGACGGGGUCUCCGAGGCCCAGCAGCAGGGGUUUCAGGUGCUCAGGGGCUCCACCUUCACCAUCAGCUGCUCUACCCAGCCACAGUACCCAGGAGGCUCCUUCCAGCUCACCUUCACCUCCUCCACCUCAGCACUCAACUACACCAAGCCAGCUGUCAAUCACUCCGCCCACUUCCUGUUUCCUGCUGCAGAGCCCGCCCACCAAGGAAGCUACAGCUGUGUUUAUCACGUCUACAUUUUUUCUCAUGACUUCUUCUCUGAGAGCCGUCUGAUCUCUCUCACUGUCACAGACAUGCUGCUUCAGCCCAACAUCUCUGCGUCCUCCUCCGUGGACGGGGUCUCCGAGGCCCAGCAGCAGGGGUUUCAGGUGCUCAGGGGCUCCACCUUCACCAUCAGCUGCUCCACCCAGCCACAGUACCCAGGAGGCUCCUUCCAGCUCACCUUCACCUCCUCCACCUCAGCACUCAACUACACCCAGCCAGCUGUCAAUCACUCCGCCCACUUCCUGUUUCCUGCUGCAGAGCCCGCCCACCAAGGAAGCUACAGCUGUGUUUAUCACGUCUAUGUUUUUUCUCAUGACUUCUUCUCUGAGAGCCGUCUGCUCUCUCUCACUGUCACAGACCUGCUGCUUCAGCCCAACAUCUCUGCGUCCUCCUACGUGGACGGGGUCUCCGAGGCCCAGCAGCAGGGGUUUCACGUGCUCAGGGGCUCCAACUUCACCAUCAGCUGCUCCAUCCAGCCACAGUACCCAGGAGGCUCCUUCCAGCUCACCUUCACCUCCUCCACCUCAGCACACACCUACACCCAGCCAGCUGUCAAUCACUCCGCCCACUUCCUGUUUCCUGCUGCAGAGCCCGCCCACCAAGGAAGCCACAGCUGUGUUUAUCACGUCUAUGUUUUUUCUCAUGACUUCUUCUCUGAGAGCCGUCUGCUCUCUCUCACUGUCACAGACAUGCUGCUUCAGCCCAACAUCUCUGCGUCCUCCUCCGUGGACGGGGUCUCCGAGGCCCAGCAGCAGGGGUUUCAGGUGCUCAGGGGCUCCACCUUCACCAUCAGCUGCUCCACCCAGCCACAGUACCCAGGAGGCUCCUUCCAGCUCACCUUCACCUCCUCCACCUCAGCACUCAACUACACCCAGCCAGCUGUCAAUCACUCCGCCCACUUCCUGUUUCCUGCUGCAGAGCCCGCCCACCAAGGAAGCUACAGCUGUGUUUAUCACGUCUAUGUUUUUUCUCAUGACUUCUUCUCUGAGAGCCGUCUGCUCUCUCUCACUGUCGCAGACCUGCUGCUUCAGCCCAACAUCUCUGGGUCCUCCUCCGUGGACGGGGUCUCCGAGGCCCAGCAGCAGGGGUUUCACGUGCUCAGGGACUUCACCUUCACCAUCAGCUGCUCCAUCCAGCCACAGUACCCAGGAGGCUCCUUCCAGCUCAACUUCAACUCCUCCACCUCAGCACUCAACUACACCGAGCCAGCUGUCAAUCACUCCGCCCACUUCCUGUUUCCUGCUGCAGAGCCCGCCCACCAAGGAAGCUACAGCUGUGUUUAUCACGUCUAUGUUUUUUCUCAUAACUUCUCGUCUGAGAGCCGUCUGAUCUCUCUCACUGUCGCAGAUCUAAGGCCUCUUAUCAUCAGAGCGAUCGUCCUGCCGCUGAUUCUGCUGUUGGCGAACAUUGGCUUUUACUUCUACUAUAAGACCACCAGGGGGCAGAGGCUGGGUAGACGGGAGAAGGCUGAGCCGGAGUAUUAUAACCUGGGUGUUCCUGCAGCUGAAGGAGGGCCGACUGAAGAGGAAGGAGCUCAGGGAGCAGAGUAG